Molecule: messenger RNA, 1043 nt
Organism: Vombatus ursinus (common wombat)
Lineage: Eukaryota; Metazoa; Chordata; Mammalia; Diprotodontia; Vombatidae
Gene: ANGPTL8
Product: angiopoietin like 8
Exons: 4
Coding region: 27-617 (196 amino acids)
Biological process (GO): regulation of lipid metabolic process; triglyceride homeostasis
Source: RefSeq, a predicted model, not a curated record
CCCCUCUGACCUCUCCAGGUGUAACCAUGUCUCUUCUCUUGUGCCUGCUCAUGAUGCCCAGCCUGGUACUGCCCAUGCCCACACCCCCCAAGCCAAGCCAGGAGCUGGCGCUGCAAGAUGAAGUCAGCAUCCUUCUCCACGGCAUCCUGCAGUUUGGCCAGGCCCUCAACCACAUUUAUAGGGCCACUGAGGCCCAACUCGAUGAGGCCAGCCGCAGCCUGGGGCUUUAUGAGCAGACCGUGGUUAUGCUGCAGCAGGACCUGGGCAGUACCCGGGCACGGACGCAAGAGCUGGAGAGGAAUCUAGGGGAGAUCCAGGCAGAAGAGAAGAGCUUGGAGUUACAAGCUCAGGGAGCCGGGAUCGCACUCAACAAAGCAAUGGAGGGGCACCAGGCUCUUCAGCAGAGAGUAGAGAAGCUCCAGGGGGCCCUGGCUGCAGUGGUGCCCAGCCACACCCAGAAGGAGCUUGAAGACCUAAAGCUCUACACGGACAAACAAAGUCAGAUCAUCUGGUCCUUAAUGGGUCACGUCCAGCGGCAGCAGCGAGAGCUUGACCAGCAGCGGCAGCAGCUGUGUCACAUUCGGGAGAGGCUCCAAGCUGGAGCACUCCCAUCCUGAGCAAGCUGGGAAGGAAGACUGAGCCCAAGUAAGAUGGCCCCUGGGACAAGGGCCUCAGCAGGGGAGAAGAUGGAUUGUUCUGAUCCUUGCUCGCUGUGAACGCCUGGAGAACGUGCUCUGCACUCAGAGGACCUGAGUUCAAAGGCUGGAUGUUGCUUACUAUCUGUGUGACCUUGGCCAAGUCACAACCUCCCUGGACCUCAGUUUGCUCAUCUGUAGAAUGAGGGGAGUGGACGGGACGGCUCCUGAAGUGCCCACCAGCUGUGCUACGAUCCCCACGUCCCUCCCCAAAGGGCCUCUAUGGCAGUGGCUCCGCCUAAGAGCUUGGGUGGCUGAGGGAGGCUGUCCAAGGAAGACUGAGCAAGUGGGAAAACCGGCCAGAGGAGAGGUAGCCGGGAGGGGGGGCGCCCUCAGGCAGGCUGCAAA